Penaeus vannamei (Pacific white shrimp) is the source of this 1278-nucleotide messenger RNA. Lineage: Eukaryota; Metazoa; Arthropoda; Malacostraca; Decapoda; Penaeidae. The record is from RefSeq and is a predicted model, not a curated record.
AUGCCCCUCUUACCAACAGAUAAAACCUCAGUGGAACACACGAGGGUCUCUUGUAGUCCCGGUACUCAGGGCAGUUCCAUUCAGAAAUUAUCCUGUGAAGUGAAGCCGCAUUUAGGAAGCGUCCACUUCCAUUGGAAUCGGCGUUCGUCUAAUGAAGUCGCCCUUGAGCUCAAGAGGGAGAUCCGGGAAGUCGCCCUUGAGCCCGAGCAGGAGAUCCGGGAAGCUCGAGAAGGAGUCCCCUUGAGCUCGAGAAGGAGAUCCGGGAAGAGAUCCGGGAAGUCGCCCCAGGAGCUCGAGAAGGAGAUCCCGGGAAUUCGCCCAGGAGCUCGAGACCCAGGGACAAUCAAGCCCAAGAAGGUGACCCAGGAAAUCGCCCAAGAGCCGAGAAGGAGACCCAGGAAGUCGCCCCAAGCCCAAGAAAGACCCAGGAGCCCCCCAGACCCAGGGAAUCGCCCCUUGAGCUCGAGAAGGAGAUCCGGGAAUUCGCCCUCGAGCUCGAGAAGGAGAUCUGGGAAAUUCGCCCUUGAGCUCGAGAAGGAGACCCGGGAAGUCGCCCAGAGCUCGAGAAGCGAGACCCGGAAGUCGCCCAGGAGCUCCAGAAGUCGUCGCCCAGGAGCUCAAGAGGAGACCCGGGGAGUCGCCCUCGAGUCGCCCGAGAAGGAGACCCAGGGGAGUCGCCAAGAGACCGAGAAGGAGACCCAGGGAAGUCGCCAGAGCACCGAGAAGGAGACCCAGGGAGAGACCAGGGAAGUCGCCCAGGGUCAAGAAAGAGACCCGGGAGUCGCCCUCGAGCCCGAGAAGGAGACCCAGGAGUCAGGAGCCCAGGAGACCGAGAGGAGACCCAGGGAGUCGCCCCAGGAGACGAGUCGAGGAGGAAGUCGCCCAGGAAGCUCGCAGGAGAAGGAGACCCAGGAUGUCGCCCUUGAAGCCGAGCAGGAGAUCCGGGAAGUCGCCCUUGAGCUCGAGCAGGAGAUCCGGAUGAGCUCGAGAAGGAGAUCCGGGCCCCUCGAGCUCGAGAAGGAGAUCCGGGAAAUUCGCCCUCGAUCCGCUAUCGUCCACAGGUCUCUUCAUCCUCCGCUUCCUUCAAUCUCUAUCCUUUAUAUUGUUCCUGCGACGUGGGUGUUCCGAGCUAAGUUCCUUUUUUCUGUCGGUCGCUCGUGUGAACUAGGCAACGAGCACUUCGACGCUACUGAAUUCGAAUCAACACUUCGAAACUCUUGUGAUACAAUCCACAAUGAACCACAGACCCUCAUGACGCCUGAUCCCCUGGCAGCUUGA